Danio rerio (zebrafish) is the source of this 1813-nucleotide messenger RNA. The record is from RefSeq and is a predicted model, not a curated record. NCBI's taxonomy places the organism in Eukaryota, Metazoa, Chordata, Actinopteri, Cypriniformes, Danionidae.
CUUUGACCUACAGCAUGUUCAUGCUCGCUAUAUUAGCUCAGUGCGAAUUCCAAGUCAAUCUAGUAUCUGGUUUAUUUUAAACUGACACGUUUUGCAGUAGGAAUUUCUCCCUUUGGAAGCAUUUACAGGAUUUCACGAUGAAAAAAAUUAUGAGCCGAAACACCAAAAAUGUCUUGGUGGUUUCUUUUGGAUUUUUGUUAUUAUUCACAGCAUAUGGAGGGCUGCAAAGUUUACAGAGCAGUCUCAAUGCUGAGGAAGGAAUGGGUGUGAUUUCGCUCAGUGUCAUCUAUGCAGCCAUCAUUCUGUCCUCGAUGUUUCUGCCACCAAUUAUGAUUAAAAAUCUGGGCUGUAAAUGGACCAUUGUCGUUUCUAUGGGUUGUUACGUGGCGUAUUCCUUUGGAAACCUAGCGCCAGGCUGGGCAAGUCUGAUGUCCACCUCUGCCAUCCUGGGAAUGGGAGGUUCACCGCUGUGGUCUGCAAAAUGCACUUAUCUUACAAUAAGUGGAAACAGGCAAGGCCAGAAACACAACAAAAAAGGCCAGGAUCUCAUCAACCAAUAUUUUGGAAUCUUUUUCUUCAUCUUUCAGUCUUCUGGAGUAUGGGGAAACCUCAUGUCAUCUCUGAUAUUUGGCCAGGACCAAAAUAUAGUUGAAGUCCCCAAGGAGAACCUGGAGUUCUGCGGUGUGUCAACAUGCCUGGACAAUUUCACUGUCAUUGGAAACUCAACCCGUCCAUCAAAACACCUUGUCGAUACACUACUAGGCUGUUACAUCGGUGUGGGGCUUCUGGCCAUUAUUUUCGUGGCGGUGUUCCUGGACAAUAUAGAUCGAGAUGAGGCUAAAGAGUUUCGCAGCACUAAGGGCAACAAAUCCUUUUGGGACACCUUUCUGGCCACCUUCAAGCUCCUGAGAGACCCCAGAUUGUUGCUGCUCAUCCCGUUGACCAUGUACAGUGGAUUUGAGCAAAGUUUUCUUUCUGGUGAAUACACAAAGAACUACGUGACUUGUGCGUUAGGAAUACAUAACGUUGGUUUCGUGAUGAUCUGCUUUGCAGCUUCAAACUCUCUGUGUUCAUUUGCGUUUGGGAGACUGGCUCAGUACACUGGAAGAAUUGCCCUCUUCUGCUUGGCUGCAGCAAUAAACCUGGGCUCUUUUCUGGGUCUUUUGUACUGGAAGCCUCAUCCAGACCAGCUGGCCAUCUUCUUCGUGUUUCCGGCCCUCUGGGGAAUGGCAGACGCUGUGUGGCAAACACAAACCAAUGCACUUUAUGGCAUCCUCUUUGCUAAGAAUAAAGAAGCAGCUUUCGCCAACUAUCGCAUGUGGGAGUCACUGGGUUUCGUCAUAGCAUUUGCUUACAGCACAUUCAUCUGCCUGUCCACCAAGAUCUACAUAGCUUUGGCAGUUCUGGCUCUUACUAUGGUAACUUACCUUUACGUGGAGUACAACGAGUACAAGCAUCCGACUCCACAAGUUACUGAGGACUUCCUCAAACCAAUCAAGCCCAAGCUGAAAGACGACAAAGAAGACAAUAUUAUUUCCCAGACGCAACUGUAAAUAUAUUUCUAGAUGAUAUUUCUGCCUCAGUAUAUACAGCUGAAGUCAAAAUGAUUAGCCCUCCUUGGAUUUUUUUUCUUUUUCAAAUAUUUUCCAAAUGAUGUUUAACUGCGAGGAAUUUUUCACAAUAUGUUUGAUAACGAUUUUUCUCUUAAAUUUUUUAUUUCGGCUAGAAUCAAAGCAGUUUUUAUUUUUUUUAAAGAACAUUUUAAGGUCAACAUUAUUAGCCCCCUUAAGCAAUAUAUUCUUUUCGAUUGUCU